AUGAAGGCGCGGAGCACUGGGAGCGGCGGCUUUCGCGCCGCAUACUACACGGACGAGGACUAUUUGUAUAAUGAUGAUGACAUUGACUAUAUUCCGCCUGCGCGGAAGAAGACUGCGCCCAUAGGCGGAGGCGGGAAGGAGCGUCCUGGGCUUCCCAAACGGCCGGCAGCUCAGUCGCCUCCGCCAGGAGCGGGAGCCCAGUCAACUAGCCCGGGCAAGGCCGUAAGAUCACGGCCAACGAAUAACCAGUUAUUGUACAAGGCCUACUUUCGUUGGGCGCACUAUCCGCAUAGGUUAAAGAAUGCAAACCUGCCGGAGGAAACGGAUGCAUGCGCGAGUGUAACAGCGGCUUUUCUUCAGGUCCUACAGAUUAUGCAAACUGCAGAGCAGUUGCGCCAUGGCAACAACAAACGGAACGUGCUUCAGAUUCUGUCAAGUAACACCCGGCGGACAAAGGUCGUGGAGUUGUCCUCCGGAACGCACAGGGUGCCGGAUGAAUUGAAAAAGCACUACUUGUCGGAUGGCGAGGGGGGCCAGUACAGCACGAACCUUGACCGCAAUCGCUAUGGCAACGAUGACAACUACCUAUUUACAGUCAUUCGCUAUGAUCUGGAGUUUUUGGGUUUGUGUCCGUGCAUGGUCGAUGUGGAGAUUAUCGACGCCAAGCAGGGCAACACGUCCAUAAUCGUAUCGGCGGGAACGGAGGCGGAGUGCGCAGGUGCACUUGGGCCUCAAGCGAACGUGGCCGGCGCUGGAGCAGCCGCCGCAGCCGCCGCAGCAGCAGCAGCAGCAGCAGCUGGUGGUGGCUACGGUGGCAGUGGGAGCGUGGCGUGUGUUGGGCAACCCGAUGUUGGAAAUUUACCGCCUUUGUUCGGCUCCGGAGCGUUCCGUGGAGGCGGCGGCGGCGGUGGCCCGCAGCUGGGAGGCGCAAUGGGUCGGGAGAGCCCGAAACGCAGCGGCACCAGCGUCAGCCAGCUGUUUGAUGCGCUGGUGAUGGCUGCGACAGGCGGCGCGGAUGGCGCAGCGGUGGCAGGAGGCCUGGGCGGGGAGCCCCCUGUUACGAGCCCGGCCCACGCGGAUCGGCCGGAUCGGGGCAUGGGAGGCACGGGGGGAAGUGGCAUGGGUGGCAUGGGCGGGCCCCGGUUGCACGGCCCGCCUGGGCGGAAUAAAUCCAAGUUGUGGUCCCUCAAUAACUUGUCGUAUGGAGGCGAAGUAGACAGCCUUCAGAAUGCCCUGGACGCUUUCCGGGAACAGGACGAGAUCGCCUCCGGUGACCCGGCAGCCUUUCUGACCGGCGGCGCAUCUGCGGGUGGUCUGGGUCCAGACGGCAGCCUUCAACGCAGCGACUCGCUGCGUCAGCGGCGUCGUAAGCCGCUGCGAAACAGCUCCAUUCUGGGGCGCCCUGCAAGCAGCGGGGGCGUGGGUCCUCUUGGGUCGAAGUUGGGCAUAAACUUACGGGAAAAGUCAGACGACAAUCUGAAGUUGGCAACGGAUCCGGAUCUCGGGGCUGCAUUGGCGAUCGGUGGCAUGGGCGGCGGGGCCAGCUUUCAGGCGGGGGGAGGGAUACCGCUUGGGCACGGCGCGACGCAGGUCAGCAGCCUGGCGUCGGGCGAGGAUGACAACGACGGCGGCGGCGGUGAUGCAGAUGCGGAAGAUGCGCUAGCGGCCAAAGGCGAGGACCUGGGCGUGGAGGGCGAGGGCGAGGCCGGAGGGGAGGAGGAGCUGCAGGAAGAUGCAGGCGGCGGGGCCGGGGGCCUCGCUGCCGGUGGGGGCGCGGGUCCGACUGCCAGCGGCACGGUUGCGCGGACAUCCGCUCUGCCGCCUGGACGGUCAUCAGUAGCAAACCUUGGCCCGCGUGUCGCGAAUAGCAGCGGUGGCGGCGCAGGCGGCGGUGGCGGUGGGAAUGCUGGCGGCGGCGGCCAGGGCGGCAGUGGGCUGGGGGCGCUGGGUCUCGGUAUGCUAGGUCCCAGUGGUCUGGGGGGUUCAGCGUCGGCCGCAAUUGCUGGCGAGCAGCUGCGGCGGAUGGCAACUGAGCUGGAGGUCAUGCGGCAAGAGAAUCGCACCCUUCGGCAGCAGCUGCAACGCAUGAACAACAGCACCGUCGUCAACGGCGCUGUCGGCAGCGGAGCCGGGGGCAGCGGUUCGCCCAACCUCGCCAGCAAGCAGCAACAGAGCUCCGACAACCAUGCUAGCAACGAUUCCGCACGGUUUCGGAAACUGGAGGCCGAGCUCACCUCCAUGCGUAACGAGCUUCUUGGGCUGAGCAACGCGAAGAAGACGGCGGACGAGGAGAACAAGCAGCUCAAACGUGAGCUGUUGGCCUCCCAGCAGCAUGUUGCUGCGCUGCUCAGCCACGUGCUGGGGACACCGGGUGCUGGGGGCCUGGCGGGCGCGCUCGUGCCGCCGCUUUCAGCCGCGGCCAGCCUUGCUGCCGGUUUGCUGGGUAUCGCGAAUACUCAGACCGGACCCGCUGCUGCAUCGUCGCAUGCCCCGCCGGCAGCGGGCGCGUUCGAUCCCAACUCCUUUGCUGCGCACCUGUUGGCACUGCGCCAGACGGGUCCGGUGCAACAGCACACGCCCUGUGGUGGCGAUGGUGCUGCAGCGAACCAUGGCCACGCCACGGCGGUAUCGGGUGCGGGAGGGCCGGCAGAGGUGAUACUGGCAACCACUGCAGGCGUUGUUGACGCUGCCGCCGGCGGACGGCGAUUGGACCCAGGCGCGGGUAUUAUAGAGCUGGAGCACGGCGCACUGGGUCAGAGCAGGAAGCGGACGGCUGACGAGGCAGGGCUGGCAGUCGCGACCGGCGCCUUGGUUGGCGGAGUUCCGGAGAUAGAAGCCCUAUCCCGACAGGGAGCCGCGGCAGCUGCGCCGCUGUCGACAUCCGCGUCCCCGGACCUGAUGGGCUCUGCUGCUGCUAAGCAGAGGCCCUCUCAACAGCUUCAACAGCUUCAGUCUAUGCCAAGUUUCUCCCCGGCCGUCCCCGCCACCACGUCGCUUACUGCCUUCCAGAGGCCAGCAGACUCGGGCGCAGCUGGGACGCCUGCAGACAGCAACUGCUUUUCGGACGUGGCACAGCUGCUGGCGCUGCCCAACAUUGACAGCGCUUUCACUCCGUCGGAUCUGGCGGCGCCCUUCAGUGGCGGCGGUGCUGGAAUUAGCGGUGCAGCAAUCGCCGCGACAUCAGGAGUACAGGCGCUGGGGUCAGGGUCCGGCUCUGGAACGGCAUCCGUCCCACAGAUGCCUCAGUCGGAGCAUCAAUUGAUGCUGCCUGCGCACUUCGGGAUGCAGCAGCAGCCAGGAGGGCGCAGGUAG
Messenger RNA from Volvox carteri f. nagariensis, 3312 nucleotides. RefSeq lists its product as uncharacterized. The coding region runs from base 1 to 3312 and encodes 1103 amino acids. The transcript has 15 exons. NCBI's taxonomy places the organism in Eukaryota, Viridiplantae, Chlorophyta, Chlorophyceae, Chlamydomonadales, Volvocaceae. The record is from RefSeq and is a predicted model, not a curated record.